AUGGAAGACUUCGUCAGCGAGACAGACAGCGAGUACACUAGCUAUUGGCGUGACUGGUUCCUCUCCUCCCGAGGUAAUGAAUAUUUUUGCGAAAUCGAUGAGGAGUACAUCAUGGAUCGGUUCAAUUUGACUGGGUUAAACACAGAAGUGCAGUAUUACCAGUACGCUCUGGAACUAGUGACAGACUCGUUUGAUCUCGACUGCGAAGAUGCUAUGCGAGACGCAAUCGAAAAGUCUGCCCGUCAUCUUUAUGGCCUAGUUCAUGCUAGAUACAUCGUCACAACCCGUGGCCUAGCACGAAUGUUGGACAAAUAUAAGAAGGCUGAAUUCGGAAAAUGCCCUCGGGUUAUGUGCAACUCACACCCUCUCCUACCCAUGGGCCUCUCAGAUGUUCCGAACUUGAAACCUGUCAAACUCUAUUGUGCGAAAUGUGAAGACAUCUACAAUCCCAAAUCCUCACGACACGCGAGUAUUGAUGGCGCCUACUUCGGAACAUCCUUCCACAACAUCCUUUUCCAAGUUUACCCAACCCUAGUCCCUACGAAAAGUGCUGACCGGUAUAUCCCCGUGUCUAUGGUUUCAAAGUUCACGCCCCCGCAGCUCUCAUUCGUUGGCAGGAUCAGCAACGCGAGCAUAUGCGCCGCCGCCUGA
Messenger RNA from Parascedosporium putredinis, 651 nucleotides. The record is from the annotation of a GenBank genome assembly. Lineage: Eukaryota; Fungi; Ascomycota; Sordariomycetes; Microascales; Microascaceae.